GAUGCGGUGCGUUUUUUGAAAUUUAGGUUAUGUCUUGUUGAUGACAUGAUGUGUUGUGAUACCUAAUUGAUAAUUUCAAUUAAGUAAGAUUCUAAUAACAAUCAAAUAAAUUAUACUAAUAUGCCUGUGAUUUUUUUUUGAUUUUGGCUAAAAACAAUAUUUCAACUAUGGCUGCCGUAUUGAAAAAACGAGCGUUGGCAGAAUAUAGCCAAACUGUACAGGAGCAGCCACCGGCUAAACAAAUAAAGAAACUUCGACUAGUAAAGAAAGCAGUGGUUGACAGUUCUGGUGGUGCUUACAUAGGAUUGCUUGACAAGUAUAAGUCAAGCUAUGACGUUCUACAACUUCUGCUGCGAGUAUCUGACUCUCUUCCUCUUCAGGAAGACGACAUUUCAUUGGCUGUCAGACGUCUUUGCGAUAACUUUCCAAAACAGAAGGAAGCAGCUGUCAGAGUUAAAAUUCUGUCACUUCUUGGUGAAGUCGGUACAGAACCAGGGUCUGAUGUAAUGGCUAUCAUAGACGACAUCCUAGGAUUGCUGAAAGAAGAAACAUCUCAUAAAGUUAUCGCUGAAGGACUAAAUUCGAUUUUCAAACUUGGAAAGCUUGUCCCCGAUUCCAUGGCUCCUGGAGUACAUUCAAAGCUGAUCACAGUUUCCAAAGAGUACCUGAAAGACACGAGUCAUAUGGUGAAGAGGAAAUGUUUGAGUAUUAUUGGAGAGUUCCUUCCGAAUAACGAGCGAGACCCGAAUACGUCGGCUACGAUGCGUUUUGUGAACGACUACACUAACAGUGAGGACCCCAGGGUUCGGGCCGACGCCAUUCUCACAUUGAUUGCUCUACACGAAAGAGGGAUUAAAGUGGACGUAUCCAUCUACAAUCAGACCUGUGAGUCGUUGAAGGACGAUUACGAAGUUGUGAGAAAAGCUGCUUUGAAACUUGUCUGGCUGCUCGGUCAAACUUAUCCAGAAACGAUGGUAGACGUGCACCAAGACAGCAGCGGCGGGGGCGGUAGCGGGAGUGGUGGGGGAGAGGAUAGCAUUCGUCUAGUGGACAGCGCAUUCAGCAAAAUAUGCAGCGGGGUCGGUGACCUAUCCAUGCUAGUGCGCACACUUUCUGCGCAGCUGCUGGGAAGUAUGCUGCUAGUAAGCGAUAAGUUUCUACAGCAGACACUCGACAAGAAACUCAUCUCUAAUUUGAGGAAAAAACGUUCAGCCCAUGAGCGAGCUUGGGAAAAUGUUACCUCAGGUGAAUGGGCCAGUGGUAAGAAAUGGGCAGAUGACGCCCCUAGGGGGGAAGCCGUGGAUGCUGAUCAAGUAAAUCUCAUUCAUAGCGGGGCAUGUGGUGCCUUUGUACAUGGCUUGGAGGAUGAAUUCCUAGAAGUGAGAAGUGCCACACUGGACGCUCUCUGUUCACUGUCACUGAACAACACACACUUUGCCAAUAUGGCGCUGGACUUUCUGGUCGACAUGUUCAACGAUGAAAUCGAAGAUGUGCGACUGAAAGCCAUUCAUGCACUCACCAAAAUAUCCCGGCACAUUGUGCUCAGGGAAGACCAGCUGGAGACUAUCCUCUGUGCUUUGGAGGAUUUCUCAAUGGACGUGAGAGAAGGUCUCCACAGUAUGAUGGCCGCAUGUCGGCUCUCUACCAAGGGCUGUCUCAAGAUGUGUGUCGAACGGCUACUAGAUAAUCUCAAAAGGUACCCACAAGACAAGAAAUCCACCUGGCACUGCCUACAGAAGAUAGGAGCUCUGCACCCCGAGCUAACCUUGCCGUUGGUUCCGGAACUGCUGUCUAUUCAUCCGUUCUUCGACAUGCCGGAACCGGAUGUGGAGGACCCGGCCUACCUGUCGGUGCUCAUUCUGGUGUUCAACGCCGCCCAACAUUGUCCCACAAUGGUGCAGCUGUUCGAAGACGUCACUGUGCAGCAUUAUAGUUAUCUAAGGUCGACUAUACCUCAGUUGGUGCCGCAUUUGAAGUACUGCGGCGCGCACGCGACUGAACUCGCACCAGUGCCGACCUCCUCGCUUCGCUUCCUUGACAGCAUCCUGUCCCGCGUGGCAGCCGCCCCAUCUCCCCGCGUCUCAGCCACCCUCCUGGAGGCAGCCGGCCGCCAUCUUGCCACCCUGUCCGACAUAGACGCCACUGUUGCCGGGUUGGCGCACUUCCUCAGUCUCUAUAUUGCCAGCCAGCUGCAGUUGGGCAAACUGUUGGCUGACAACCGGUGCUACAGCAACAACACCACCUCGUUGCAAGCCAAUCCAGUGCGCAACUCUAUUGCGCAUCUCUUGCAGUUAUGUCUCAAGCUAGAAUACUUGUUCGCUGGACUGGAUGAAAAAGAUGUGGCUGCCGUAAAACAGUUGAAACUGCGCACCCUGGCGCUUCAACUCGUCUACAUUGUCAGAGCGUCCAAUUUAUCAGCACUUGCUCUGUGUGACAACUUCCUACUGCAAGUUGAAAGCACCGAAAGGUAUUUGAGCGAGACAGGUCUGGCGCCUGAGCAGUUCACCUCGUCAGUAUUCAAAGAGAUGAGUGGUUUGGAGGAAGCCAAGCCUGGAACGGUGGCUCGUAUCCUACUGCCUCUGCUACAGAAAUCGGUUCAUCCUCCGCCUCCCAGGCCAAGCACCAUGGUGCGCAUGUGUCAGGCGACCAUCAACACACCGUCGGCCAACAUGGAGGUGGUGAUGAAGUUCACCGCCGGCCUGGUGAUGGGCAUCGGUCUGCACGCAGACAUCGACUGUCUGCUGCAUCCACAUCUGCUGCGCAUACGUCUCAAGUACCCCGACCAACAGGUGCAGCUCAUCGCGCCCAAGCAGGCCGAUCUACGGCAAACGCCUGCCAGCCAAGAUGACGUCAUCAAGAGUGAAGACGGAUCAAACCCAGGCAACAACUACCGUCUAUUCACCACUGUGCUGAUAUCUCAUCAGGUGUGGACAGAAGCCUGCUAUGUGGACAUCAGUCUAGUGCUGGAUUUGUCGGAGAAAGAAUCAGGACUAGUUCAUAGUGCGCAAAAAUUGAACACUUCUGUCGAGCCCUGUAUAAUAGAACUUUGCAAAUCGGUUAAGGUCUAUGUCUCGCCGAAAGCUGUCAAGAGAGGGGUUUAAAUGUGAAUUUAAUUUUAAUUUGAACUCAGUCGUCAAUUUAAAUUUAAUUUUAUGUGAAUAUUGUUUUUUCUUUCUAAAUACUUGAUGCCAGUUGCACAAAAGCCGGUUAAAUUUGUGAUCAAUUUCACGAUAACCAAUCAGUGAAGCCUUUCUGAAAUAGCUGAUUAGUUCGUGUUAAAUUAAUCACGAUUGAAAUUUAAAUUUCAAUCGGUUAAAUUUCAAUCGUGAUUAAUUUCACGAUAACCAAUCAGAGAAGCCUUUUUUGAAAUAGCUGUUUGGUUCGUGUUAAAUUGAUCACGAUUGAAAUUUAAAUUUCAAUCGAUUAAAUUUCAAUCGUGAUUAAUUUCACGAUGACCAAUCAGAGAAGCCUUUUUUGAAGUAGCUGAUUAGUUCUUGUGAAAUUAAUCACGAUUGAAAUUUAAUCGGUUUUGUGCAACCAGGCCUAAUUGAUCAAAGUGACUGUUUAUUGAAUGUUGUAUAUUUCAACAUUAAUUUUUUUCUGCAUAAUAAAUUUAGUACAUUAACACUA
Molecule: messenger RNA, 3630 nt
Organism: Nilaparvata lugens (brown planthopper)
Lineage: Eukaryota; Metazoa; Arthropoda; Insecta; Hemiptera; Delphacidae
Product: integrator complex subunit 4
Exons: 17
Coding region: 168-3101 (977 amino acids)
Biological process (GO): snRNA processing
Cellular component (GO): integrator complex
Source: RefSeq, a predicted model, not a curated record